AUGUCAUUUCCUCCUGAAUCAUCACCACCACCAAGUGGCGCUACGAGCAACAUCCAUCAACAAGAUGACACGAUCGUUGGAGGUACUUCCAAUCAAUUUUAUGAAGCUGCCCAUACCAAUCAACCCGGUGGAGCCAGGCAUAAGAAACCAUCGGCUCCGAAACAACAACAACACCGCCGAUCAUCAUCGAAGGGUAGCGUCGAUGCUUCUAGUAAUUCCAAGAAUGAAAAAAGCAAUGCUUCGAAAGGAGGCAAUGGUCAAACAUUGGUAAAAGUGCAUCAUAAGCCACCACCAUCCAGAAAGCAAGCUGCAGUGAAAUUUGUCAAGACACAAUCAACAACUUCGCAAUUAUCAGAAGAAACUACUGAAGAGAUGACCAUAGUAGCUACAUCAUCAUCGACGAUCACUCCUACUGGUGAUUCUUCAAAUUCUCCUACAGCUAGUCCUGGAGCCUCCACAGAAGAAAGUUACAUUCCCAUGUACGUUCGUAAACUCCGAGAAAAUUUGGAGAAGGUAUAUGGAUUGAGUUGUAGUAUUGAUGUGAAAGGUAUUACAAAAACAAUUUGGAAUGGUAUCAUUCAACCAACGAUCAUUUCCGAAUUGAAUCCAAGCUUGAUGGAAAAGUUGAGCGCACAAAAUAUGAAUAAUAUUGCAAGUUAUUUAAAAUCGGAUGAUCCUAGACUGGUCCAAGUAAUAAUGGCCAUUGAUCAAUUGUUGGAAGAUAUCCACAAUGCAGAUCAUGUGGAAGAUUACAUUCCUAGUUUUUUGUUAGACAAGCACCACAUUGUGCGUGUGAAAGAUCAACCAGUAUUGUUACUUCCAACUUUGGAAGCAACUCUAUUCGAUUUGAUUGAGUAUGAAAUUAGAAAUGUCUGGAGAAAAGCUAAUGAAUUUACCAACAUUCAAUUGCUGAAUGUUACCUCUCAGUUUCAAACUCUUACAAAACUCUUUCAUGAAGAAGCACCAAGCCAGAUUGAUCAGUUGUCGCAUGAAUUGAAAAACAUUGAGAAUAUGGAUAACGAAUGCAUGAAACAACGUCUUGCAAUUCAACAAGCGCUUGACAACAUGUCUGACAAGAUUGGUAAACUUGCUGAAUCAAUUAGGUCAUCUAAAGCACAACAAGAACCUGAAAUAGAGGAGCCAGAACAACCAAAAGAAACUCUUGAAGAGCAAAUCCCUGAAGAAAAUCUAAGUGUUGAGGAGCUGCAAGAAAUUGACCAAAAGAGAAGGCAAUUAAUUGCAAAAGUCGAUGCAUUUUUGAAAUUGAUUGAAUCUGAAGAAGAAUCCAACAAGCUCAAACUUUUUUCUGAUGCAGUUCAUUUGUUGCAUGCUUCACUGUACAAUACAAAGAAAAAUGUGGGUUUGACACAAGUGGUGCCACUGCCAGCGCGAACCAUUCCUGUAACCAUCAUUACCUCGUUGCUUAAUUUCCUCAAAGAUAAUACUGAAAAGAUUCCAAACAGCGUGGUUUCCUGUCUUCUUCAAGUUUCAUCUCUCUCGUUGAAAGGUAGGAGGGUUAAUGAGAAGAAGGAGAUUUUCGCUGUGUAUCGUUCUGUUUUGACGCAUUUCACUCAAUAUCUUACCAUUCGAAAAAUGGAAUUAUUUUUGAAAAUCAUGCAUCAAGUGGUACAGUCCUUACAUCACACCGAUCCAGAGUUUGUGACCUUUUUAAUGACGCAUGAAGUAUCAAAGCCAUCUAAAACGAAUGCCAAUUUUUCAGACAGAACCAAACUGGUUGAACUCUGGCAAGUUCAAGCGUUUUGUGCCACUCUCGUCAUGGCUAACCCAAUACUGUCUCAUCAGAUAUUUUCAUUUUAUACUAGACAAGUUUUAACAUGGUUAAAUCUUUGGGAAGAUAUCAGAAAUCUCUGUCUUAGAGAAACAUCUCUAACUUUAAUCAAGAAAGGAUUCAAAACACCAUCCACAACUCCAGCAACCACCCCAUCAACACUUGCUGUUCCUGAGGCCAAUGAUGGCUACGUCUCAUCUUCUGAGAAAGAAUCUGAGGUAGAGCCUAGUGAUGAACGCAUGGAAGAAGUGGCAAAACAAGUUCAGUCUCAGCUUGAGAAAGAGCAAAACGUUUAUGCAGAAAUUGAAAGUAUUGAGAAGGAAUUACUCAAAUCACCAGAAAAAUUGAAAGAAGAGGCUGAAUUGAUCAACAUGACACAACUCACCAAUGAUUGUGUUCAUUUAUAUGAGACUGAACUUAAACCUUCAGAUGAGGAAAAACUUGCAAAGAAAGAGCUUGUUGAAGAGGUUUCAAAAAUCAUCUCAACUCUCUUUUCCCAAAAGCAAAACGCUGGAGAACUUUCUGAACCAAAGAUUUAUACAUAUGGAUCUUAUGCCAGUGAUUUGAGCUUGAAAGGUGCUAGCGAUAUUGACAUGUGCAUUUCUUUUGAAGGACUUGAAAAUAUUCAAGAAAAUAACAAACUUCAAGGAAGAAUUCUUGAAAUGAUUAGAAAAGAAAUGGAUGGGAAAAGUAAGAAUGACAACACUCUUUUCCCUCAUUUGAAAUCUCAAAAUCAAGAAGUGGUGAGAAGUAGUCGAGUUCCAAUCUUGAAAAUUCAUGAUAGCAAGAGAAAUCUAGAUUGUGAUUUAUGUGUUGCUACUUAUAUGGGUGUUGUAAACACUAGGAUGAUUUCCACAUAUUUAAUGGUAGAUCCAAAGAUGUUAACAUAUUAUGGAGUCAAUGCUGAUAUGUACUUGCUUGAUCGAGUGAAAAUGUUAAUCUACAUUAUUAAGAGAUGGGCUAAGAGGCGUCAUAUUAAUGAUCCUCCAGCUGGAUCUCUAUCCUCAUACAGCUAUGUAUUACUUGCCUUGCAAUUCUUACAAACUAUUGAAGUGUUGCCAUCUCUUCAACAAUUGGUUGACGAUGAGAACAUUCUAUCCAAACAGAUCAACAUUGAAGAUAUUUCCAAACCUCAAACGAUUAAUGCAUACAACACUAAAUAUUUCAAAAAUCUAGAAAAGCUCCCUUCAUUGUGGAAGGCCGUUGACAUUGAAAAGGUUUCCAAGUACACACUGGGUCAUUUAGUGUACAUGUUCUUUGAAUUCUAUGCAAAGAAGUUUAAUUUUGACACACAUACUGUGUCAUUAAGAAAUGGAUCGCCCAUUCCAAAGAAGAAGGUUUCACUCAAUUCUCAAACCAUCAUAUCCAUUGAAGAUCCAUUCGAAAUUCGUGAUUUGGGAAGUGUAGUUUCAAAUGAAUUGGGACCUGUGAUUGUGUCUGAGUUUAGACGAGCUUUUGAAAUCCUUUGCAGUGGAGGUUCUGUUCACGAUCUUUUAGAGGAAAGAGAAGGCAUCUCUUCUGUCAAUAUUUAUCAAAUGAAGAGAGAUUUCGGAAAAGGUUAUGAUGAACAUUUGCAACUUGAGCAAGUUGUGGAGUUGAUUCAAAAGGGAGAACUAUUUCAAGGUGAAUUGAGAGUGAACAAGAAGAGAAUGACAGAAGCCUAUGUCACUGUAGAAGGAGGACCUUUCAAGAAAGACAUCUUCAUUGAUGGUCUCAAGAAUAGAAACAGAGCCAUGCAUGGUGACAUUGUGGCUGUGAAGGUUGAAAGGACAAAGAUAGUUGCUGGAUCCGUGAUGGAAACAGUAGAAAGCAAAGACAGUACUAAUGAAGACAAGGUAGAACCAAUCUCAUCAACUACAACUGUGGAAGUAGCCGAAGAAAAUGUGAUAUUCACUGGUGUUGUAGUUGCUGUCUUGAAAAAGAAAUCUCCCACAAUUUUCCCAUGUACAUUAAUGGCCCAAGAUGAAAUUAGAGGUUACAGAUGGCUAAUUCCUCUCGAAAAAUCCUAUCCAAAGUUAAUGGUUAAAUUUGAAGAGUUCGAAAAGAAGUUUAACGCUAAAUCUCAUGUCAUUGAGGAAGGAUUAUUUGUUGUAGAAAUGAAACCUUGGGAUAAGGCCUCUAACUAUCCAAAGGGAUCCCUCAUUGGAUGUUUAGGAUUCAAAAAAGAUUUAUGGAGCUUAAAACGUGCUCUACUUCUUCAAUAUUGCCCAAUUAUGUUCGAUAAUAUUUAUUCAGAACGAAAAGUAGAUAGAGAGGCUGAAAAAGAGAUUGUUUCUACAGGUUCAAGCGCUAUUUUAUCUCAAUCUGUCAAGAUGGCUGAUUCUGUUGCAGGAAGUUUAGUCUCACAGUCUGCGCUUGAGGAAAACUCACAAACUCUCAAAAAUAGACAAGAUUUUAGUAAUAAUUCAAUUUCCAACAUUGGAGAUACCAUCAGUGACAUCAACUUUGACAGAGGAGCUUCGUCUGACAAUUUAAUUCAAGUACAAGACUGGAGACAAUCAAGACGUAUUUUCACAAUUGAUCCAACACAUUCUAAAGAUUUAGAUGAUGCUAUUGCAAUUGAACCAAUUUACGAACAAAACGUUUCAAAAAUCACUGAUUUGAACAGAAAACCCUAUGAGAAUGUUCAAAAGUUUUUAGUCACAGUAGCUAUUGCUGAUGUUUCUCAAUUUGUUCCUUUGAACUCUCCCAUCGAUAAGGAAGCCAGAAAACGUGGUACCAGUGUUUACAUGAUCAAUAGUGUUGAACACAUGCUUGACCCAUCUUUAUCUCAAAACUUGUGUUCGUUGCAUGGAGGUGUGAAUCGAUUUGCUAUUGCUGUUGAGUUUAUCAUGGAUAGAGAGACAUGUACAAUUGAUAAGGAAACGAUCAAAUUUAAUAGAUGUAUGAUGAAUUCUUGCUGUCGACUUGAUUACAACAGAGCUCAAAAGAUGAUUCUUCAUUACAAUAAGAAUAAGUUCAACGGAUUUGUGCAAUCAGAUCCAAAAAUCAAGUUUGGCCUUGAAGCUGAUGAAGUUCCACCUACCUAUGGCUCAUUUACACUGGAUGAAAUUUACGAAGAUAUUCAAAUAUUCAACGAGUUAAGCCAAAAAUUAAGACAACAGAGAGCUGAAAAAGGUAGUGUCUUUCUCAAGAACGAGCAAUUGCAUUUUGAAUGUGAUAUGAACGGCAAGGGAUUUCCUCUUAAAGUAUUGUGUGAUGAGCACAAUGAAUCUCACAUUCUUAUCGAAGAAAUGAUGUUAGUUGCCAAUGAGCUAGCUGCCACUGCAUUAUAUGAACACUUUGGAGAUGCUACUCUUUUGAGAGUUCACUCUUCUCCAAAAAUUGACAAAUGGGCUGUCACUGUUGCUUUGCUUGCAGAUCGUAUUUGCAAAUGGAAAAUUGAGAAUGUGGCCAAGCAAGGAAUUGAUGGUGAAGCCGAAAAUGAAAAAGCGUUUGUUCUUGACAUGCUUGAGAAGUGCAUCAGACAACGUACAAAAGGUUUAGAAGCAAAUGAAAAACCAGUGACCAUUCAAUAUGUGAUUAAUUUACUCAUUGAGAAUACUAAACAACAUGAGACUCUCAUGCACACAAUUCAACACAUGUUGCUUAGAGAAAUGCAAUUAGCUCAAUACGCUACUGUUGGAGAUUGUAAGAAGAGCAAGUCAAGUGAUGAGGAAGAACAAGAUCUCUCUCAUUCAGACUUUUCAAAGAGAUUAAUUCCAAAGAAGAAAUUUGACAAUACUUGGCAUUUUGCACUUUGCAAAGAAUUUUACACUCACUUCACUAGUCCCAUUCGUCGUUAUGCUGACUUGAUUGUUCACAGAUGUCUUCUUCAAAUGAUCAAAGAAAAUAGACUAAAAGAGCUUGGAACAUCCAAAGAAGAAAUUUUGGCAAAUAGAGAUGCUUCUCUUUCUGCUCAUGAAAUCUCAUCCAUUGCUGAACAUUUGAAUGACCAAGCCUACAGAGCAAGAUUAUUGCAGGAUGAGUGUGAAAAGCAAUAUCUGGCCUAUUACCUUUUACCAAUUCUCUCAGCUUCAGUUGAAAGAGUGGAAGCUGUGGUUCUUUCAUUAGGUAAAAGAAGUUUCACAAUCUACGUUCCAAAGUAUGGAUUGGAGUUGCAAGUCAAUGCCAUGAAACACUUUUCGCCAACACCUACAACCAUAAAUCUUGAAGAGCGAGAAAUUGAAAGUAUGGUACCUCGUAAAGUGUUGAGUAUUGCAUCUGAAACUGCUGAAGAAGAUGGCCAUCUAGGAGGAUCCUUUAUUGAAAAAUUAAUCAUUACUUGGUCAUCAUCAACAACUCCAAUUACAUCUGUCGAUCUCGAUGAAGAUCACUUGAAAGAAGCGACAAGUUUGGAACAACCAGAAAGUAAGGUUGGCACGAUAUCAUCUUCUUCAUGGACUCCUUACAACAGAACUAUUGAACUUGUUCCUUUGAAAAAGAUUUUGGUGGACAUUGAUGUGAAUUUAGGACAAGUACCGAUUGAAAUUAUGUGUUACAACAUUUGGGAGUUUGGUCAAGAAUUGAAACAUCCUAAUUUUUCAUCCAAGAUGAUUCAAAAGCAUGGCAAAACUGCAGCUUCACAAAAUGCAUUUAAGGAAAACGCUAAAACGAAUGAGAAAACAUCGGCAGUGUUGCAAUCUGUCAGUGCUCAAGUGAAACAAAUGGAAAAUAUCAUUGAAACCAUGCAAAAGAAGAGCAGAAAGAAGACCGUACCUCCAACAUCGUCUAGUGCUGUUACAACAACAACAAGCUCUCAACAGCAAUCAAUAUCAGCACCUUCACCUCCACCACAUGUUUCAAGACCUCAUUUCCCUACUUCAUCCAGAGGUCGAGGAGGAAGAGGACGAGGAGGAAGUAGUAUUGCUUUGGGAGAGAGUGGUUCAUACACUUCUCAUCACACCACUCAUCAUCAUCAUCUCCACCAUUCAGAAAGAGGUAGUGGCUCAAGCACUCGUGGCAGAGGGGUUCGAGUGAAGCGUGUCCCUCACAAUGAGGAAUAA
Molecule: messenger RNA, 6774 nt
Organism: Naegleria lovaniensis
Lineage: Eukaryota; Heterolobosea; Eutetramitea; Acrasida; Naegleriidae
Exons: 1
Coding region: 1-6774 (2257 amino acids)
Biological process (GO): mRNA catabolic process
Cellular component (GO): P-body; exosome (RNase complex)
Molecular function (GO): RNA binding; nucleotidyltransferase activity; 3'-5'-RNA exonuclease activity
Source: RefSeq, a predicted model, not a curated record